Dendroctonus ponderosae (mountain pine beetle) is the source of this 2564-nucleotide messenger RNA. Its product is annotated as lipoyltransferase 1, mitochondrial. Lineage: Eukaryota; Metazoa; Arthropoda; Insecta; Coleoptera; Curculionidae. Gene Ontology annotation, cellular component: cytoplasm; mitochondrion. Gene Ontology annotation, biological process: protein lipoylation. The record is from RefSeq and is a predicted model, not a curated record. Gene Ontology annotation, molecular function: lipoyltransferase activity.
AUCUCGAUACUUGACCCUUUCUCUACUGGUAUUUCUCCCAGUUGUCAGGCACCUGCACCUGUCAAGAAAUAUAUCAACAUCAAAUGUUGUUUGUUUAUUGUCCCGUUUAGCAUGGAUUUUAAUUGAUUUACAAUCUAGGUAGGUACAAUGAAUUACGUUGAAUUAGGAAAGGAGUGUUUAAAUUAUCAGGCGACCCUAAUCAGCUGAUGAUCGGGAAAAUUACACUUUUUUCUGCGCAUCAUUUAAACCACUGUUCGAGCGAAUGAUACAAAGUAAUACUGCUAUUAAUUGGGUCUUGUUUUGCCUUUGUCUACGUGAUAAAGGCUAUUAUCAAUGACCCCCCAGGAGACGUAUGACCCCCACUGGAAGCGCUUUGAUAUAAGUAAAGCACUGCUCAUGUCACCCAACCAGUUGAAUAUUGACUGUACCUAAUUGAUAUUAACAACAUUUAAAUUUAUUAGCUUAGGCUACCCAAAUAUCCAAUACCUUAGUGCUUCUUGUGUGUUUUACGUAUAAAGUUGGAAAGUGUACUGAAAAGAGUUUGGUUUUGACUAUUUACAAGUGAUAUUCUUUCUCCUCAAUCUGGCUGCUGAGAGAGGAAUGCUGAGGUCCCCUAAAGACUGUCUAGGACUGCGUGUUCGUCUUAAUUCCCUGCAUCAAACCUGGAAGUGGUUGCACCAGACCAUCAGCCUUCACGACUAUCUGAUCUCUCUAACUUCAGCGUCUAAAAACGUCUGUUUACAACACAGCUUGACACACUGAGCCACUUUUUAGGGCACAACACCUACGAAACGAUAUUGAUAAGUACUUGUGUUCAUUACUAUUAGAGACACUAGAUAUAUUUUUAUGAAGAUGGCGUUUGUCCAAACUUCAUGCAAGAGAAUGGCCUGUUUAUUGAAAUGCCUCAAUGUUAGACAACUUUCCAACGCUAGCCUGUCCCAGGAGAAACAUAUUAAAAAGUCAGUGUUUAUAUCUCAAUCUAGUGAUAUUUACACCAACUUGGCGCUAGAAGAAUGGCUUUAUCAAAACUUUGACUUCAAACACCAUCAUAUUUUGUUGCUGUGGAAAAAUGAUCCAUCUAUUGUUAUUGGAAAACACCAAAAUCCCUGGACUGAAACCCGAUUUUCUGAUUUACAAAACGUUGAAAAUGAAGUCAGUUUGGCCCGAAGAAGCAGCAAUGGGGGAGCAGUGUAUCAAGAUAACGGAAGUCUGAAUAUGAGCUUUUUUUCAACAAGGGACCAGCAUGACCCAAAGUACAAUAUGGAAAUUAUUGCAAGAAGCAUUUUUAGAGAAUUGAAUUGCUCGGUUAAAACUGGACGUGAGGAUGGACUCUUUUUGAGAAGCAAAAAAAUAUCAAAUGAAGCAGUGAAAUUAGGCAAGGAAAAUUGCUACCAUAACAUGUCGUUGAUGGUUGCAUCAAACAAAGUAACCCGCAAUAUGGUUAUUCCAAAGCAUGGCAAUGCACCUAAUAUAGGAGCGAUCGGAACCAGUACUUCACCCAAAAUGAUGAAUGUAUGUGAAGAGAAUCCAACUGCGUCUGUAUCAUGUUUAACAAAAGCGGUUGGCUGGGAAUUUUUAAGAACAAGAGCACUUAACUUGGUAGACGGCGGAAUGGAACUGGCUCAUCAACAGAAAGGAUUCCAUCUAAUUAACCCAACGGAUAAGUGGUUUCCUGGUUUGAAUGAAAUACGGAAUAGGUUUAGCAGCUGGGAUUGGUGUUAUGGCGCAACACCAAAGUUUGACAUAACACAAUCGUUCACGGUGCCUGGGCCACUUUUGCAUGGCAAUGCUGGUGCUUCAUCGACUUUGAAUGUGACAAUGACGGUGGAAAACGGAUUAAUCGCAGAAAUUGCUCUCCAUAUGCCAUUUGAACUUAAUUCGCUUGGUUUUAUGGGAGAUCCCAAAAUUUUCCACACUUUGAAGGGGAAAAGAUUUUCAGUUCAGGCCUUUGAGGACCUGGAGUACUCUUUAGAUAGUCUUUUAGAUGACAAGCAUAGGUUUGUAACAGAAUGCGUGAAGCAAGUUAUGACCUGUGCUUAAUGUUCUCGUAAGUGGUUCUUCCGCUCCACGUUUUAGAACUAUUUUUAUAUUUUUUAUAUUGGCACAUUAGACCAAAUUUAGAAGCAUAGCUUGAAUCAAAGUCGCAUUUUAAGCAUAUUUUUGGAUGUAAUUAGCGUUUUAAUAUAAAAAAUACGUUGACUUCUUGUGUGACAAGCGAUAAGUUUAAUUAUGCGAGCUGCUAAUUCUCAAUUAAUGCUUUAUUUCAAAGCCUUUCGAAAUAUACUGAUUUGAUGUUUAUGUUAAGUUAUUUUGGUUUGAAUAAUUAUAAAAUGUAAUUUAAGUUUGAACCGUACUAUACGCUAUACGGUUUUCAAGAAUUGAUCAUAUCACUAUUUUUAAUUGUGUUUAUUUGUAUAUGCUUAGUUUUGGUUAUAUUAGAUUAUUUUACUUUGAAUAUUGUUUUGCCGAUGUUGUGCCUUAUCGAUAAUUAAUUUAAGUAUUUGUCUGUGUUUGUUAUUUUGUUGACUGUUAUGUAGGAAUGUGGAAUAAAUGUUUUAAGCUUU